This is a messenger RNA of Microthlaspi erraticum, 876 nucleotides long. The record is from the annotation of a GenBank genome assembly. NCBI's taxonomy places the organism in Eukaryota, Viridiplantae, Streptophyta, Magnoliopsida, Brassicales, Brassicaceae.
AUGGAGUCGCUUACACCAAAUCCUUCCUUCGCUUGUUUCUCAAAGAGCUUAUCUCAUUACCCUUGUCGUCUUUCCUUCGUCAAGCUAACUUCUAUCCAAAAGCUUGAAGCUUCCAACACCAUAUCUUUAUGCUGUAAAUCGUCCUCUUCUUCGGAUUCCCUGAGUCCUAAAUCAGAUUGCAACGGUAGCAAUCGUCGAAUUCUGCUAAACCCUUUGUGUGUGUUACGCCCAAUCAUCCGGACGAUUAAGGGAUUGGUUUCGUCUCAAUCCCGGCAAUGGAUGUCGCGUUUCCGAGCUUACAGAGACGAUACGGCGGCGUUUUCGGAGCAUUUAUCCGCCGGGGAUUUGAAGCAGAACGGUGGUUUAGGGAUUGCUCUUCUGAGCGUAACGGCUUCGGCUAAGAUUAGGAUUAGCCCUAUCGUGGCGACGCUAUCGGCGAAUCCGACGUUCGUCUCUGCUGUUGUCGCGUGGUUCUUCGCGCAAUCGAGUAAAAUGGUUAUCAAUUUCUUCAUUGAGAGGAAAUGGGAUUUUCGUUUGUUGUAUGCUUCUGGUGGAAUGCCUUCGUCGCACUCGGCUCUGUGUAUGGCUCUGACGACCUCUGUGGCGCUUUGUCAUGGAGUUGCGGAUUCGUUGUUUCCGGUUUGCUUAGGGUUUAGCUUGAUUGUCAUGUAUGAUGCAAUCGGCGUUAGACGCCAUGCCGGUAUGCAAGCUGAGGUUCUGAACUUGAUCAUAAGGGACUUGUUCGAAGGACAUCCCAUCAGUCAAAGAAAGCUAAAGGAACUGCUGGGUCACACUCCUUCGCAGGUUCUUGCAGGAGCUUUAGUUGGUGUUGUGAUUGCUUGCUUUUGUUGCCAAGGCCAUCUCGUCUCAGCCUAA